UUUUUUUUUUCUUUCCUUCUUCUUCUUCCAAUUCCUUUUGAUCGAUUUCUUUGAUCGACGAAAUGGCAAAGAAGCGUCGCGGCGGCAGCUCCAAGCAGCAGCAAGGACAGCAGCAGCAACCCAAGGACGUCGACCCGUUGCUGGGCGACGCGGGCCACGCGAGCGACAGCGACGACGGCGGCGGCGAGGAUGUUGUUGCGCAUCAUGCGGGCUCGCAGCAGCAGCAGCAGCAGCAGGCCUUCGACGACGGCAGCUGGCUGGCGACUGCGCACGCGUCGCAAUCGCACCAGGCGCAGCAGCACCAGACCGUGGCUCCGGCCGCGACAGGCGUGCUGGUCGACUUUGGCAGCGACGCGGCGUCGGUGCCGUCGUCGUCGAGCAUGGCAAUGCACUCGCAAGUCACGCCGACCAAGCCCGCAUCGACAGUGCAGCCUGCAAAGGCGCUGCCGAGACACCUGCUGGGCGCUGCGGACGAGGACAUGGCGCGCCAGGUCAAGCAGGCCGCAAUGCUCUACAAUGUGGGCCAGUCCUUUGACGAGGUGGCUCAGCAGAACGUGGCCAAGAAGGCUGCGCUGCAGGUCAACACCAGUGCUUCCGGACAGCUCCCACGCAUCGGCACCGAGCGUGCUACGCUGCUGGGCAAGGAGGCGCCUGUCGACCGCCUCAACGUUGCCUUCCUGAUCUUCUUCCUGCUGGGCGUCGGAUGCCUCUUCCCGUGGAACGCCUUCAUCACUGCCGAGUCGUACUUUGGCGACCGCUUCAACGGAACCGCGUACGAAUCGUCGUACUCAAACUACUUUACCUUCACGUUCCAGGGGACCAACAUUCUGUGCUUGGCUCUGAGCCUCCGUCUCCAGCACCUCUUCCCCGUCAAGCUGCGCAUUGUCGGUCCGUUCGUUGUCCAGUUCAUUUCCUUCCUGCUGACCACCAUCAUGGUCAAAAUGGACUCGGUUUCCGUCGAAGGCUUUUUCGGCUUUACCCUCGUGACGGUUAUUCUGUGCGGUGGCACAACGGCCUUCCUGCAAGGAGGAUUGUUUGGUCUUGCAGGCAUGCUCCCCGCGCGAUACACUGGCGCACUCAUGUCUGGCCAGGCGCUGGGUGGCAUUAUCGUGUCCCUCGCAAGCAUCUUCUCCACCGUCGGCUCGAGCAACCAGCAAGUCAGCGCGAUUGCGUACUUUACCGUCUCGGUGGUUGUCAUUCUCGGCUGCCUGAUUGGCUUUUUCGUUCUCUUGCGUCUCCCCGUGUACAAGUUCUACAUGGAAGUGGCCGACCACCACAAGGCUGUCCAAAGCCAGUCGCGCAUCAACCUCCUUCGCGACAAGCAGCAGCGGUACGGCUCGGGCGAAGGCUCCUCGCCCCUCCUGUCACCCUCGCGGUUGAGCGAUAACAUGCUUUCCUCUCCGCUGGACUCGAGCGUUAUCGUCAAUGGCCCGAUGGGUGGAAGCAGCCCCGCACCGCCGUCCCCGACGCCCUCAACCUACAGCACGACCAGCCCCACCAAGAUGCGCCUCAGCAUGUUUCGGCGGCGUAACGGCUCCAACCACGACUCUGAGCGCGGAUCCCAGAUCACCGUCGCUCGAAGCUUUGACUUUGGCGACGUCUGGAAGCGCAUCUGGCCGCUUGCCCUCGCUGUGGGCUACAACUUUUUCGUUACGCUCUCCGUGUUCCCAAGUAUCACGAGCUCCAUCAACUCGUACACGGCCGCCUCCGACCCAGACAAUUACUUUUUCAACAAUCUGUUUACGGCAGUCUCUUGUUUCUUGUUCUUCAACCUCGGCGACUACUUUGGCCGCAUCCUUGCUAGCUGGUUUGCCUUCCCUUCCGCCAAGUACGUCUGGAUUCCCAUUCUCUUGCGCACCAUCUUCAUCCCCUUCUUUAUGCUCUGCAACAUUAGCGGGACCCGACUCGACGUUGUCUUUACGAGCGACGCGUGGCCUUUCAUCCUGAUGGCACUCUUUGCCACCACCAACGGCUAUUUCGGCUCGCUUUGUAUGAUGUAUGCUCCCAACAAGGUCGAAGUCCACGAGAAGGAGAUUGCCGGUACCAUGAUGGUCUUCUGUCUGUCGCUCGGCCUGUCGCUCGGCUCACUCAUCUCCUUUGGCUUCAAGGCGAUUGUGACUGGCGUAAAUCCAUUCUAG
Capsaspora owczarzaki ATCC 30864 is the source of this 2138-nucleotide messenger RNA. RefSeq lists its product as hypothetical. Gene Ontology annotation, biological process: nucleoside transmembrane transport. NCBI's taxonomy places the organism in Eukaryota, Filasterea, Ministeriida, Capsasporidae. The coding region runs from base 63 to 2138 and encodes 691 amino acids. The transcript is spliced from 2 exons. Gene Ontology annotation, cellular component: plasma membrane. Gene Ontology annotation, molecular function: nucleoside transmembrane transporter activity. The record is from RefSeq and is a predicted model, not a curated record.